GUGAAUUUCAUCCCAGAGUACAAAUAUAUCGCUAUCUUUCACUAUCUUUCUCUUGUCUUUGGUUCAGCCUUUUUCUUUUGGAGGACCGUAUGGGAGACAGACACCCUAGGUGGUACAGUCGAAACCAAUGUCUUCAUCGGAAAUUGCCAGGUCUUCUUCCGACAAUAAUAGUAACAAUGCGACCCCUCGUGCGGAGCUCGAUAUCACCAAGCUCCAUGCGCUGCCCUCCGAACAGCAAGAUCUUUAUCUCCUAACGUUUACCUCGGACUUGGUACAGCAUAUUUCAGCCCUGGAUAAAGCCCAGGUAUCCUCUCAACAGAAAUUCUUGAAACAGGAGUUGUUUAAAGUCCUCACCCUCUCAUCGCCGGCGAUCACACGAGUUAUCCGCAACAAUCUAGGACGAUGCUUUGGAGCUAUAUUUAGCAAGGGAGAUCGCGGUAUACUUUUCGAGACGGUGGCUGACCUGCUGGGCGUUUUGAAUGCUGGGAAAAAUGAGGCAGAUCUUAAGACAAAGUUCGCCGCGGCUCAUUGCCUGGGAGAUAUUUUCGCUGCUGCCGGGGAGAGCGUGUUUGCACAGUCGGGCAUAGUUGUUUCUAGCCUGAUUAAACUCCUGAAGCCAUCGAGUAAUCAUACAGGUUGCCGUGGGUCAAUCUUUGCGAUCUUGAGGAAGGUGGUCGGCGGUACAGGCGUCCCAGUAGAUGAAGGAACGGCGAGAGAUAUUUGGAAGCAAGCCCGCAAUGCUGCUGCCGGGGACAAAUCCACAUUCGUCCAGGUCCAUGCUUGCCGCUGCCUCGAACAAUUGAUCCAUACGACGCCAUAUUUCGACAAUGCUAACGACUUUGAGAACUUGAAGACUCUGAUAUGGAGGGUUAUCGACAGCCCUCUUUCUCCGGUCAGACACGCAGCGGCCGUCUGUCUAGCGCGCGCGUUGACAAAAUUACACGCAAAGGACUCUCGAAUUCUACCUGCUCCGAAGCCUAAGAAAGCUAAAAGAAUGUCAAAGAAGCCUGCACCUAGACCUGGAGAUGAUGAGGAUGAGGCAGAGGUUUCCGAAUCCUCAGCCCCCAAGAAAUCCGAGCCGCGCCUGUUCUUCUUACUUCCAGAUCUGCUUCGCCAACUUUCCUCUCAAUAUUUCCGAAGCACGACGUCCAACCGUGCGCGGGCUGGGAUUGCGGUUUGUUAUAAGCAUGUUCUUCGGAUCUUAGGAGGGGACAAAAUUGUCGAGGAGCGCUACGAUCAGAUUGCCCGCCAUCUUUUGUUCGACCUUCUCAAUCAUCCAACGGUGACCUAUAACCGAUUUCGACUGCUCAUGACCAGAAAGGCUGUCGCAAGUAUCCUGGAAGAGACAGUCGGUCGCGACUUGCUCCGGGAAAACAGCCAACUGACAGCCACUAAGUGGUUGAUAAAUGAGGUACUAAAGGAUUUCCCGCAGGUCAUCCAGGAGCGUCAAGAACCCAGCAAGUACACCUUAACAAGCGCCCUAGAUGCUUUAUCUUCCCUGAUUACGUCGCUUGGUUCUGCAUUUGGGUCUCUGGCCGAGACCUGUCGUGACGCUUUGCUCCAGGUUCUCCCUCACCCUAACUACACUGUUCAAAUCCACGCUGCGCACUGCCUUCGUAAUUUUGUCCUCGCUUGUCCCCACCAGCUCCUGUCAUGUGUCACGAUUUGCCUCAAUAGCCUCAACAGGGAGGUUGGACAAUUGUCUACUCCACGCCAAUCGUCACGGCGAUGUGUUGGUUAUGCAAAUGGACUCUCUGCAAUGCUGAGUACCUCACGUCUGCAGCCUUUGUACGGCUCCGUUGAAGUAUACUCGAGGGUGUUCACCCAAGCAACCGAUCUUUUGAAGACAAGUAGCAACUCUGAGCUUCGUGCCGCGAGCACGCAGAUUCAAGUGGCCUGGAUUCUAAUCGGUGGAUUGAUGCCACUUGGCCCGAAUUUUGUGAAGAUUCAUCUCUCCCAGCUGAUGUUGUUGUGGAAGAACGCUCUUCCAACGCAUCUGGGCAAAGAAAACUCUGCUCAACGUGGAUAUCUGGAGAUGAGUUUCCUAACACAUGUUAGAGAAUGCGCCUUAGGGGCAUUGCUAGUCUUCAUAGAGUUUAACAGCAAACUGAUCACUGCGGAUGGAGCGCGAAGAAUAGCCACCAUGCUACAAAACACAGUUGAGUUUCUCGAUGAGAUACCCCGACAGAAGUCUGUGGCCGAUCUCUCACAGCGCCUGCAUCCCACUUUAAAAUUACAAGAUAUUGAGACUCUGGUCCGACUGCGUGUUUUGCAAUGUUUUACAAAGCUCCUCCAUGCCCACCCGCUUAGUCAUGCAGACGUGAUUGCACAGUCAAGCCUCCUGACUUUAGCGGUUUCGUCGUUUGCUGACCCAGAUGCCACCCAAUUACGUCCGCUGGAGAGCUCCAUUGCUGCAUCGACAGCACAAUUUGAGAAUCUGUGGGACUUAUGCGACAAUUUCGGAUUUGGACUAACAGGUCUCGCGAGAGAAUACGUUCGCGUGACUCUUUCUGGCAAGCAUGAGGGUGAAAACGGUCCUGCUUGGUCUGCAAUUGAUGCGGCGGACCAAGUGGUUGAUGAUGCUUUGAACUUUCCCGUUUCUCAGGCGAGCGAACAUGAUUCGAUUCUCCUUUAUUGCGCAAGGCAAAGAGACUGUCUGUAUGCUGAUCCUCACCCUACGGGGGUUGUCAAUGCGGCCAUUGAGCUUUUCUCCGUGGCUAUUCCGUUGCAUGCGCCGAAAGUGCAAGAAAGCAGCGUGGAGCAGAUCGCAACAUUCCUUUCUUCCUCGAGUCUGCAGCGUAAUCCUGGACGCAAGGCAGCCAUGGUUGUCAAUAUUUCUGUAGCGCUCCUCCAUGUUCUAAAGGUUGCUGUCAAAGAGGAUGGCUCUACGUCUGGGAAACUUAGCCCGGCGACGGAGAAAGUCUUUCAAGAGCUUGUUCGGAAAUUCGUCAUGGAUCCAGAUCCAGUUGUUCGCACAAUCGGCGUUGAAGCGCUUGGACGGAUAUGCGAAAAUUCUGGAAAUACCUUUACCAAUACUCAAAUUAAUUGGCUAGUUGAUACUAUCGUUGAGAAUAGGGAGCCGAAUGCCCGUGCUGGCUGUGCCGCUGCAUUGGGUUGUAUCCAUUCCCAGAUCGGCGGCAUGGCAGCUGGUCUGCACCUUAAAACAAUUGUUGGUGUCUUAAUGUCCCUUUGCAAUGAUCCGCACCCAGUUGUCCAUUUCUGGGCCCUUGGAGGGCUAGAAAGGGUAGCAAAUUCUGCUGGUUUGACAUUCUCUCCAUUUGUUUCCAGUACCCUCGGAAUGUUAGCGCAGCUUUAUAAUGCGGAUAGCCAUAAUGAGGAAGCUCAAACCUUGGCUACGUCAAAUAUCGAGAUGUCAUUCCUUACACCCGUCGUCAUAAGCCGCUGUGUUGAUUCUUUGAUCAACGUCCUGGGUCCAGAUCUCCAAGACAUCACGAAAACACGCAAUCUGAUCCUAACGCUCCUCCGACAAUUUCAACUAGAGGAAAACCCAGCGUUAGUCACUGAGAGUUCUAGAUGCUUGGAUCAUCUCUCCCUUUAUGCCCCAAACUAUGUGGACUUCUCCGGAUACGUUAGACGCCUACAGAAUGAGCUUUCAGCCAAUGAUCCUUUGAUGAAGGAUGUGGCUAUUCGUGGCUUGACAAACCUCAUGAAGCGCGAUGCAACAGCCGUCAUCAAUGCGGCUUCACCUGCACUGGAGGACGACAUAUGGUUGGCUUUUGACGAUACACCUGACAACCCUAUUUUAAGGAGUUUGAUCAAGGAUUGGCUGCAGCAAACGGCACUUUCAGAGACGGAACUUUGGAUUCAACGAUGCCACAACACUUUGACAAAGACGCGAGUGAAAACUGAAGAAUUACCUCCUAUGUCAGCCAUCAAACCUUCGGCCAAUGACAUCCCCGAUGAUGAGGUUGCGGGCUUUGCAUCUGCCAUCGCGGGGGCGGGACAGGGGGAGGGAUCCAAUGAUGCUGUGUCUGGGCAAGAACUGCUGAAAUGGCAAACACGAAACUUUGUCAUGAGCUGUCUGAGUGAACUAUUGGACCUCGUCCAAGAAGCCAUUUUACCAGAUCAAACAAUCCCUGCAGAGCUUGCUCUCCAGCAAAAGGUUGGGGAUAUUGUCCGAAUGGCCUUCUCGGCGUCUACUGCUAAUGUAAUCGAGCUCCGCGUCUGGGGUCUCAAAAUAAUCGAUCAAGUUCUCAAGAUGUUUGGCAAAACUCCAGAUCCAGAUUUCGCAGAAGCUUCGCUACUUGAGCAAUAUCAGGCUCAAAUCGGGUCAGCGCUUACCCCGGCCUUUGCUGUGGAUUCUUCACCAGAGCUGGCGUCAGAGGCGAUCAAUGUAUCUGCCACCUUUAUUGCGACAGGAAUUGUGACAAAUGUCGAGCGUAUGGGGAGGAUUUUGAAGUUGAUGGUCCUGGGACUUGAGAACUUCUCAGAAAACCCCGACACUACUGAGAUUGGGGAUCUGAAAGGCCUAAACUCGAAUGCACAAGUGAUGGUUAAAAUGGCUCUUUAUGCAGCAUGGGCGCGUCUUCAGAUUGCAAGUAUCGAGCAUGAAUACCUCACAGAUGUUGUCCAGCCUUACCUUAUGAAGCUUACACCCUUGUGGCUUUCUUCCCUUCAAGAAUACGCUCGACUGCGUUUCGAACCAGAUAUCUCUGGCAGCCUCGGUACAGGCCCGGAGAAUGGCAAUUUGAACGAAGUUUACGCCGCACUUAACCGGGAAACCCUUCUCAAGUUUUAUCAAGACUCCUGGCUGAGCCUAGUUGAUGCUAUUGCUGGCUUGGUAGAGAGAGACAUCGACUUUGUCUUCGAUGCACUGGAUGGAAAGUCAAAUCCUGAAUUGCAGGACAAAUCUGAGAAACCCGAUAACGAUCUUCCUAACGGGGAGAAGCAAGGAAAGGGCCACGACAUUAACUAUCGCGACGAGCCUGUUGCAUUUUUCUUUGUUCUUUUCGGGUUGGCCUUUGAAGCCCUUGUCGAUCAGUCCACCUCAGCACCCCAAAGGAUGGAAAUUCUUCAAGCCCUCAAGAGAAUUUUAAGGCCAAUUAUCUCAGGCAAUGCCAUUUAUCAGGAUGCCAUUUUCUCCGAAACAAUGGACAGCCUUGACCGGCUGGCCUUGACUGAAGGAAUAGCUGUUCAGAACGUCAUUGUUGCGAUAGCUCGAAAUCUGGCCUUGGAUCAUCCCUCUGCGAAGGGAAGUGAAGAUCGCAGUGAUCAUCUUUCAGAUGACAUCGAGCAGCUCUUCGAAUUGACAAGGAGCAUCAUCUUGGUGCUCGCAGGGUUGCUACCCAAUCUCCGCGAGUCUACCACCCUUGCACGUUUCAGUGUCGGAUCCGAAGAUGCCCUGGCGCUUAUUCGCGUCUCUCUCGCGUCUCUUGUUAAUGUUGCUUCGAUCUUCCCGUCUAUCAUUCGAAAUGAUCUCCACGCAUGUAUCCUGCACAUCUUCAGUACGAUUCUUGCAACGGGCUUAUGCCAAGCAGACGUUGUGCCCCAGGCCCUCCCAACGUUCAAGCAUUUUAUUGCAAGCAUUAGCAACCAAAAUGAGGUUGGAGCAGAGGACUUGGAAAGCCUUACUGUUGUGUCACGCCAGUUACGCGGGUGCCUUACUCGCUUCCUCACGACCCUGAUGAUUGCUCAACGUCGCGAGUCUGAAUCGUCAUUGCCCUGUGCCAAGAACACGCUUCUGGCUAUCACUAUUCUCCUAACAACUGGAGGCCAUAUCAUUCCUCCUCAUGACCCGGUGAUCCCCCAGAUUCUUAACGAACUCCUCGACUGCCUCCAGGAUGUUGGUCUCGCCAGCGUUGCAGCAGGAUGCAUUCGUUCUAUCCUCUUAACGCCCAAUCCAAAAUCGCCCACGGACGAAGUGAUCGCUAGAUACCUGACGCCGCGACUCAUCGCUUUCCUAGUUAGCUGUCCAAACGAAGCCGGAGAUGUUCCUAGUGACCUAGAAAAUUCAAGAACAGUCGUCGCACGCACCCUAGUUUCUUGCGUUACCAACGCCACUUUCCCGGGGCGGGAGAUGCCAACAGCUAUCUCCCUCGUCAUGUCAGCCAUCCUCGCGCGCGGCAAACGCGAGGGCCAAUCUGUGUAUCAAGAAACAGCCGGAUAUCUACUCGAGCUCGCAAAGGCCGAUCAAACCGUAUUCCGCACCCUGGUAGCCACCAUGAAGGGCGAACAAAAGACUCUUCUUGAGGAGAUCCUUCGCAGCGUGGAUAUCAGCUCAGGCACAAACAGAGGCCGAAAGAAUAGUGAGCAUGCAGCAGCUGAGCAACAAAACAUGCCCAGUAUUGCUCUGAGAUUCGAUUUUUAAUUUAAGCACUGUGUCAGGCUGACGAUCUUGAUGAUUCUAUCUUCUUCUUUUCCCCCCCCCUCUUCUUUACUUUCGAACUCACACUCUGUGUUUUAAUCUUACCUUUCUAUACCAUUUUUGCUUCUUUCUUCCUUUAUUUGACUUGAUUGAUUUACGUGCGUCGUGGUGGGCUUGAUUGAUACGUAUAAGCUUGAUGAUAACAACGUAUGAUGCUGUGAAUAACGAUAACAACGAAGGGGCUAUUGCAUAUAUACCUACUACUACCUACCUACUUACUUACCUGUACACAGGGUGAUCUUUACAAGAGUUGAUUUGAUAUCACUUCAUGUCAUCAUCAUCGUUCCCUCGUUUCUUAAUAGAAAACCCCAUUUUUUGCUGCUUAGCUUCCUAUGCAUGGAGUCUUCCUUUUGUUUUUUUUUUUUUUUUU
Aspergillus ochraceoroseus IBT 24754 is the source of this 6755-nucleotide messenger RNA. RefSeq names its product AP-1 complex accessory protein LAA1. The record is from RefSeq and is a predicted model, not a curated record. Gene Ontology annotation, biological process: endocytosis; retrograde transport, endosome to Golgi; intracellular protein localization. Gene Ontology annotation, cellular component: endocytic vesicle; membrane; Golgi apparatus. Bases 128 to 6328 code for a protein of 2066 amino acids. The transcript has 6 exons. Lineage: Eukaryota; Fungi; Ascomycota; Eurotiomycetes; Eurotiales; Aspergillaceae.